This is a messenger RNA of Cyprinus carpio (common carp), 872 nucleotides long. RefSeq names its product transmembrane protein 255B-like. The transcript is spliced from 4 exons. The coding region runs from base 129 to 470 and encodes 113 amino acids. The record is from RefSeq and is a predicted model, not a curated record. Lineage: Eukaryota; Metazoa; Chordata; Actinopteri; Cypriniformes; Cyprinidae.
UAUACUCAUAAACUGUAAUCCAUUUUUCUUUUUCUGUCCAGCUGAUUGCUGCCAUUGUGUUCCUGAGUUUUGGUAUAAUUUCCAGUUUCCUGUGUCUUGUGAUUGAUGGCGUUUUCAUCCUACUCAACAUGGAUAUGCGUCCAGUGAAGGCUGGAAGAUGUCAAUUCUACACAAGCGGAAAUGGUUACAUCUAUGAGAACUACUACGCAACAGUUCCCUGUCAAGGACUAACAGAGUCCUGUAAUAUGAAAGUUCGCAGUGGAACGUGUUACUGUUGUGAUUUGUAUGAUUGUGCCAAUGGAGGAUAUCUGAAUAAUUACUAUGAGUUUGUUGGUGUGCAGAGCUGUCAGGAGGUCUUCUCUCUAUAUGUUCUCCUCUGGGUCUUAACCACGCUUAACCUGCUGGCCUUCGUGUGUGGAAUCUUGACCACUGCUGUACUGGGCAGUAUCAAAUACAUGGUAAGUCACUGAGAGAGUGAGAGAAAAAUGACUACUCCACUCUAACAUUGUGAGCCAUUCAGAAUUUGUUUUUAAACUUCUACAUUUUAAGAGUUAACAAACAAAGUGCAAAUAAAGAGCAGUAAUUAGAAUUUUGGUCCAUUGCUCCAAAUCAGAAUUUUGUCCAUCACUGCUUUGCACAUAUCUGAUACUUGCCGGAUUGUAUGAUAUUUUGACAAAUUUACACUUUCCAAAAUCCAAAAAGAUCACCAAUGAUUUAAUAAGCUGUUUUCAUACUAUAAAAAUCUAUAACACCCUGACGAAGGCUUGCUUGGGCUGAUACGUGUUGGUGUCUUUUUAAUAUGUAGCCCUGUCUUAGAAUAAAGGCUUUUUACCUUGCUGACUAUGUGAGAUCCACCUAUUAUUUUGGACAUU